AUGUUUGCUGGUUCAUUGGACCAAUUCGAUCAGGAUGCGGUCGAUGUAUGCGAAGUUGUCUUCGAUCUUACAGCGAAGCUCAGCCUUGAAGAUGAGGUGGUAGAAGAUGUUUCAACGAGCGAAUCGCACGGAUCACCUGUGGGUUUUGUUUUCAUUAGAGAUCAUAAGCUCAAAUUGCAGAUGAUUGUACAUGAAGAACCUGUUCCAUCGACAGAAUAUUUUGACGAGGUUACGGGAGAGAUGGUUACAGUUCCCGGAAAGAUGCAUAAAGAGCCAGCAAAUAGUAAAGAAAGGCGAAAAGAACGUAGGAGGAAAGCUAGAGAAGCUAUGAAGAAUGGUCUGGUUCCUCAUGAAGUUGAAAAUGAUACAAGUGAAGAAGAAGAUGAGAGGAUACAAAUGAGAGAAGGUGAGGAUUUUUAA
Messenger RNA from Cylicostephanus goldi, 420 nucleotides. NCBI's taxonomy places the organism in Eukaryota, Metazoa, Nematoda, Chromadorea, Rhabditida, Strongylidae. The record is from the annotation of a GenBank genome assembly.